CGGCGCUGUGUGGAGCCGGGAAGACGGCGGGCGGGUAGUGUCCAUGACGAAAUUAGCGCAGUGGCUGUGGGGGCUGGCGCUCCUGGGCUCCGCCUGGGCGGCCCUGACUAUGGGAGCCUUGGGCCUGGAGCUGCCUUCGUCUUGCCGGGAGGUCCUGUGGCCACUGCCCGCCUACUUGCUGGUAUCUGCCGGCUGCUAUGCCCUGGGCACCGUGGGCUACCGUGUCGCUACUUUUCACGACUGCGAGGACGCCGCCCGCGAGCUGCAGAGCCAGAUCCAAGAGGCCAGAGCCGACUUGACCCGCAGGGGACUUCGCUUCUGACCCCCUAACUCCGAUUGCCUCCCGGACAGCCUGUUCUCCCAUUCCCCAUUAAAGGACCAGUUUAUU
Molecule: messenger RNA, 388 nt
Organism: Budorcas taxicolor (takin)
Lineage: Eukaryota; Metazoa; Chordata; Mammalia; Artiodactyla; Bovidae
Gene: DPM3
Product: dolichyl-phosphate mannosyltransferase subunit 3, regulatory
Exons: 2
Coding region: 44-322 (92 amino acids)
Biological process (GO): GPI anchor biosynthetic process
Cellular component (GO): endoplasmic reticulum membrane; dolichol-phosphate-mannose synthase complex
Source: RefSeq, a predicted model, not a curated record